Messenger RNA from Colletotrichum orchidophilum, 756 nucleotides. RefSeq lists its product as uncharacterized. NCBI's taxonomy places the organism in Eukaryota, Fungi, Ascomycota, Sordariomycetes, Glomerellales, Glomerellaceae. The annotation marks the transcript as partial. The transcript is spliced from 3 exons. The record is from RefSeq and is a predicted model, not a curated record.
AUUCUGCUGUCUCUUCCAAGGCAUUGCAGCCAUCUGCAACUUUGCCUCAUCCAUCUUCUUUUCCAGGCAGAAAGGAGGGAAGGAAAGAAGACAAACAACGACCUUGUUACACUCUACCGUGACCUGUUUAGAUACAGCCGUCUAUCCACCAAGAUGACACGAGUCUCUGUCUACAGCGCCGCCCUUGUGGCCUUUGUCGCUGCAAUAGCGACGGCGAUGAUUAUCGCGUCCAUUACGCUCCCCCACUGGGUCACCUACACUGUGACGACCGCCGACGGCAAGGAAUACUCAAAACACAUCGGUCUUCAUCGCUCCUGUUCCAAUGGGUUCAAUGAGCCGUGCCAGGUGUUUCCGACCGAGGAGCUAUGUAGCGCGAAUGGCGAACGCUACUUCUGUUCCAUGUGGCGCUCCGUCGGCUUCUUGGCCUCCUUCUCGACCAUCCUUCACCUCGCAUCCAUCGUCACGUUCCUCGUUAUCAUGGGCGGCGGCAAAUACAAGCGCGAAAGUGGAUGGACCAUUCUCGGUGGGCUUUUGGUAUUUGUCGCAGCCAUCGAAUUCACCUUAAUGGGUAUAGUAGCAUACCUCUAUGACAACGACGAGCAGUUCCAGAUUCCUGGCUGGGGGCUGGAUUCCUCCUGGAUUCUGUGUACCGUGAGCGCUUCCAUCUCGAUUCUGUGCGCUGCUGGAUUGGCCAUCUCCGCCUUUGUGCUCCCGCCAGAGGAGGGCUACGAGUUCCUCAACGAUCCCAUGCCGUAG